CAAGCUUUGGGAGAGCACUACACACCUUUUUAAAAACCUAGUAAGUGUUUUUAGUGAGGAUUAAUCAAGGGUGAUACCCAAUACUAUAAUACCCAAUUCUAUAAGAAUAUAGGAAAGCUUUGUUUUUUCUUUGUUCACAUGGCUCCAUCUGAGUAAGGCAGAAUUAUAUUUGCACCAAAUAAAUUCAGUCUGUGCGGCUUUCGGUCAGGCACUGCCCAGGAAACAAGAAGUGGGAAGUUGCACAGUUGGAUGGGAGUCAGCAAAAAAAAAAUGUAAGUCGGGAUCACUUCUGAUCGCAUCGAGACACAAAAAAGAGACUGGCCGAGAUGAGUGUGGAUUACAGAGAAUACGAUGAUUACACUGCGGAGAACGAGACCGAGAAAAACUUCACCAAAUUCGGCCCGCUGAACUUCAGCGGUCCUCGGUCUGCUUUCACAUCUCUUCUGGUGGCUUUCAACGUCGUUAUUUGUGUCGUGGGCCUGGCGGGGAACUCGCUGGUGAUCUGGAUCUGUGGAUGGAAGAUGAAAAGAACCGUCCCCACCACUUGGUACAUGAGCCUGGCCAUCUCCAACUUGCUGUUUUGCAUCUUCCUGCCCCUGGAACUGAUCUACAUGAUGACCUCGCACUGGCCCUUUGGACUGGUGCUGUGUAAGCUCAUGUCCUCCGCUCUGUUCCUCAACAUGUACAGCAGCGUCUUUCUCUUGGUUCUGAUCAGCGUCGAUCGCUGCGUGGUGGCGUCCUUUCCCGUGUGGUCGCGCAACCACCGCACGGUGCGGCGGGCCUCUGCGCUCGUGGUCCUCACCUGGCUCCUCUCGGCGCUCCUGACCUUGCCCUCGCUGAUCCACCGGAGCACCGCCCCGCACGGAGCCGUCACCCUGUGCGUCAUGCAUUACGCCGACGUGCCCGGACACAAGGCGGUGGUGCUCACUCGCUUCACCUGCGGGUUCCUGCUCCCUUUCCUCGCCAUCGUACUGUGCAGCACGGUGCUCGGCGCCAAGCUAAGAGGCAUGAGCAUCAAGUCCACCAAGCCCUACAAGAUCAUGGCGGCGCUCAUCUUGUGCUUUUUUGUCUGCUGGGUUCCUUACCACACGUUUGUCCUCCUGGAGAUACACAUGAAGUCCCGCACCCUGGAGAGUUUUCGCACCGGGAUGAAAGUAGGGGUGACUCUGGCGGCCUCAAACAGCUUCGUAGCCCCGGUUCUCUACAUUUUCGUCGGAAACGAUUUCAGUCAAAUCCUGAGGAGCUCGCUGACGCAGAGGUUUGAGUCGGUGAUGGCGGAGGAUUUUCGUACCGGAGGCCUCGGUUCCUGGCGGGAUCAGCCGCAGCAAGCUGUUUGAUUGGACGCACAAAACAUGUCAGUCAUUGGGAUGGUUCCAUGAUUCUUAGUAUUCCUUCUGUAAAACAAAUUGUUUUGGUGAAAUACAUAGUAUUAACCUAACCCGGGGGUCUGCAACCCGCGGCUCUAGAGCCUCUAAAGAGGUCUUUAGCGCCGUAAAAUCUAUGACGGGGGAAACAUAUAUUUUUAGUUUUAAUAUGGUUUCUUUAGAAGGACAAACCUGACACAAACCGUCCUAAUUGUUAGCAAUCCCACUGUUUAAAUUAAACAUGCUUCACUGAUUAGAGUAUUUGGCGAGCGCCGUUUUGUCCUGCAAAUUUUGGCGGUCCUUGAACUCACCGUAGUUUGUUUACAUGUUUCUCUGAUGCUGCCACUCCUUUGUCUCAUUUUGUCCACCAAACGUUUUUUACUGUGCGUGAACACACACAGGUGAGCUUUGUUGAUGUUAUCGACAUGUGUGGAGUGCUAAUCAGGCAUAUUUGGUCAGUGCAUGACUGCAAGCUAAUCGAUGCUAACAUGCUAUUUAGGCUAGCUGUAUGUACAUAUUCCAUCAUUAUGCCUCCUUUGGAGGUAUAUCUGAGAUCAUUAAAUUUCCUUUACUUAUCUCCUCUGUGUAUUUAAUUUAUAUCUGCAUGUCGCAUGACACAUUACACAUUAUAUGUAAUAUUGGCUGCAUUUCUUAUAGUUGUUUGUGUACCAUGUUGUUCCAGACCACAGCAAACGCUACCCGGCUUGCAAAGAUUGUAAGAAAUCCAUUGGAAGAACACACACACUCAUCCAUACUUUAGCCAUUCUAAGACAGUCAUUUCCAGGAUUUAUCUCACCGUCUGAGAGGCCUCUGUUUUAUUAAUGUUUUCCAAUGUUGUAAAAAUGUGUAGAAUAAAUAUUACAUUUCAACAUUUAUGUUAACGAAGAUUUGUGUCAGCCGACACAUCGUCAUUUAAUUAGUAGGCUAUUAUAGCUAAUAUAGACACUUAUAUAAUGUGUUGCCUUCAUAAUAAGACCUAUAUAAGGCUUUUAACUUUUUGCAGCUCCAGGCAGAUAAUUUUUUUUCCUUCAACAUUUUGGGUUGCCGACCCCUGACCUAACCUCAAUCCUUUGGUGCCCCUUCAACUUAAUUGUGAAAAGAUGCUGUUUCCAAUCAAUAGUGUUUAAUUUUUAUACUCCAGCCACUCUCUUCCUCAUCCGACACGGAUCACAUGACGUCACAAAAACACGGUCUGAAAGAGAUCAUGAUUUUACUCAUCAGUUUAACAGCAACAGCAUCUUCCAUUUUUAAAAUAAUUGUGUUCAUGAAAAUAUAUUUUUUCCCGCAUGCGUACUAGGUCGCGUUGCGCCGA
Messenger RNA from Entelurus aequoreus (snake pipefish), 2676 nucleotides. Its product is annotated as C3a anaphylatoxin chemotactic receptor-like. Gene Ontology annotation, molecular function: complement receptor activity; G protein-coupled receptor activity. The record is from RefSeq and is a predicted model, not a curated record. The transcript has 2 exons. NCBI's taxonomy places the organism in Eukaryota, Metazoa, Chordata, Actinopteri, Syngnathiformes, Syngnathidae. Gene Ontology annotation, cellular component: plasma membrane. The coding region runs from base 327 to 1337 and encodes 336 amino acids. Gene Ontology annotation, biological process: inflammatory response; chemotaxis; positive regulation of macrophage chemotaxis.